AUGAACUUGGCACCGGACACCAUCACGAUAGAGGCGCAGCGCAACACGGAGCUGCUGCUGCUCGAGUACCUGCGCAGCACGAACCCUCACAUCUACGCCCUAUGGCAGCGUCACCCGGACAAGGACAAGGACGCCUCCUCUUCAUCCGCCGCGUCGUCGUCGGACACUCGUAGCGCCGGCGGUAGCGAUGACGGAGGUGCCAACGCGUCCUCCGGCUCAGCAGUGUCGACAUUGACGGAGCCGUUUAACUAUGCGGAGCCGCGCUUCCACCGUGCCGCACACGUCCAUUUUCUCAUGGAAAACCUCAGCGUGACGCCGCAGGGCUUCUCCAGUCUCUACCCGUCUCGACCGUGGAUCGUAUACUGGGCCUUGCAAGCUGCCGACGUGCUGAGUGCCAUGGAGAGCGAAGUGCUGCACCGUACCCCGCCGAGUGCCAUUGUGGCGUUCCUACACAGCUGCCUCUGCAUCGACCACACAUGCCAAGCGGAGGUAAAUAACCGGCUCCCGGCUGCCACCAAGUCGGCCAGUGAAGCCCAGGAAGUAAAAGACACCCACGUCACCGGGACACUUCUGAGGAGCAGUGCCGACGCGACGAGUGCCACCUUGAUGCCGCCAGUAGAGGAUGCCGCAGAGGUGGCUGAAGGUCCCUCACGGCCGGUGAUGGGUUUUGCAGGAGGCGCCACGCACCAAGAGCCGCACAUCGCCUCCUCCUACGCAGCCUGCUGCGCUCUCGCAAUGCUGAGCUGGUAUGAUGACGGGGCGCCGCUGCGGCAACUCCCCCGCGCCGCCAUCAAGCGGUGGCUCCUCACCCUGCGCAACGAGGAUGGUAGCUUCCGCGUACAUGGCGGAGGCGAGUCGGAUAUUCGCGCCUCGUACUGCGCCGCAGUCAUAACAACUCUCCUCGGGCUCGAUGAUCCAACAACCUUUGACGGCGAGGCCGGCCGCCGCGAGUUUGUGGACGACGUCCGAGACGUUCUGGUGCUAACGCUGCAGACGGCACGCUUCGUCGCCGCGUGUCAGACCCACGAAGGCGGCUUCACAUGCUCACCCACCGCGUCGGAGGCGCACGGGGCAUACACCCAGUGCGGCCUGGCCGCUCUGCUGCUCAUGAAGCAGCCGCACAUGGUGCAUCAGGCGUCACUGCGCCGCUGGCUCGCCGCGCGUCAACUGAACUGUGAGGGUGGCUUCAACGGUCGCACGAACAAGCUGGUCGACUCGUGCUACUCGCACUGGAUCGGCGCAUCGCACGUGCUGCUGCGCACAGUCGAGGCAUACACAAAAUGCUUCGCAGAAGUGCCUCUGACACAUGCAGGCAACGGAGACGCUACAGGAGCUGGCGAGAAGGGUGGUAGGGAGGAUGUCGAUUCCGCCUCGCCCGCUCGUUGUCUUCGGGCCCGGGAGGUGGUGCUGCUGGACCACGCGCAGCUCCUCGACGCAGAAAUGAUUCACGCCAGCUCCAAUGACGCCUGGGACCGUGCCGAGAGUGAGCACCUUACGCAGCUGGAUGUGGUGGAUCAGUUUCUCGGUGUCGAUGAUGCGGUGUUGCGGUCGGCAGAAGGAAAAAGAGCCGCCGUCGCAGCCUUGUACGAGGGUCUACUGGAAAGCCACCUCGCUGCGGCGCGCGGCUGUGACGGCAACGGCGACGCGGCUGCGGGAGACGUGCAGGGCAGUCUGGAGGCGUGGCGAGCGCGCCAAGCGUUCCUCUACGCCGAUGUCGGCGACUUCUACUUUAACCAGCGCAAAUUGCAGGACUACGUCCUGCGCUGUUGCCAGGAUUCCGAGAUUGGUGGCUUGAUGGACAAGCCUCGAACAGCGCACGACGGGUACCACACCUGCUACUCGCUCUCGGGGUUGAGUGCAGCGCAGAACUUGCAGUACCGGACUCAUGCCACCGCCGCUAAUGCAGCCUACCCGUCCACCUACCUUGAACGCGCCUUUGCCCGCUCGUACCUCCCAGGGCGCGAGAGUGGCAACACAAGCGGCAACGAAGAAGGUAGCUGUGGCGUAGUGUUGAGCUUACCAAGCACCUCUGCGGCUGCGGAGUCGAUGCUUCUUCGGACAACGAACCCGAUCUUUAACAUACAUCAAUCGCGCGUGCUCUCUGCCCUGCGUACAUGGAGCGUGAAAGCCUUUGUGUAA
This is a messenger RNA of Leishmania mexicana MHOM/GT/2001/U1103, 2139 nucleotides long. RefSeq names its product farnesyltransferase beta subunit. Gene Ontology annotation, biological process: protein farnesylation. NCBI's taxonomy places the organism in Eukaryota, Euglenozoa, Kinetoplastea, Trypanosomatida, Trypanosomatidae. Gene Ontology annotation, cellular component: protein farnesyltransferase complex. The transcript has a single exon. Bases 1 to 2139 code for a protein of 712 amino acids. The record is from RefSeq and is a predicted model, not a curated record. Gene Ontology annotation, molecular function: protein farnesyltransferase activity.